UCCCUCUUUGGCUAUCACUAUCCCUCGAUUGCUUCCAAUUCCGUAAACCCUAGAAACACCAUUGUUGAGUCAAAUCUCUAUAAGGAAAAGCUUGAUACUGUCAAUUUACCAUGGCAGCCCCCGCCUCAACCAGUGUGGUUCCGGCAAACCGUACCGCCAGACGCGGUGGCAUGGCGAUGGAGGAUAAGCUCGAAUUCCUCACUACGGAGGGAGUUGAGCCCAUUCUCAGCUUCGAUCAAAUGGGCAUUAAGGACGAUUUGCUCAGAGGAAUCUACGGUUAUGGCUUUGAAAAGCCUUCGGCGAUCCAGCAACGUGCUGUCAGACCCAUUAUUGAAGGCCGCGACGUCAUUGCCCAGGCCCAGUCCGGUACUGGAAAAACCUCCAUGAUCGCUCUUACUGUCUGCCAGCUCGUCGACACUUCCACCCGAGAGGUUCAGGCAUUGAUCUUGUCACCGACAAGGGAGUUGGCAUCUCAAACUGAGAAAGUAAUACUGGCAAUUGGUAGUUUCAUUAAUAUACAAGCACAUUCAUGCAUUGGUGGAAAAAGUGUUGGUGAGGAUAUUAGGCAACUAGAAUAUGGAGUUCAUGUGGUUUCUGGAACUCCUGGAAGAGUCUGUGACAUGAUCAAGAGGAGGACACUACGCACCAGGGCCAUUAAGUUAUUAAUUCUUGAUGAAUCUGAUGAAAUGUUGAGCAGAGGGUUCAAGGAUCAGAUUUAUGAUGUGUACCGAUAUCUUCCACCAGAACUUCAGGUUUGCUUGAUUUCUGCUACUCUUCCACAUGAAAUCCUUGAGAUGACAAGCAAGUUCAUGACUGAUCCUGUGAGAAUUCUCGUUAAACGUGAUGAAUUGACAUUGGAGGGCAUCAAACAAUUUUUUGUAGCUGUUGAAAGGGAAGAGUGGAAAUUUGAUACUCUAUGUGAUCUUUAUGACACCCUUACAAUUACACAAGCUGUUAUUUUCUGUAACACAAAACGAAAGGUGGACUGGCUCACUGAGAAGAUGCGUAGCAAUAACUUUACUGUCUCAGCAAUGCAUGGAGACAUGCCUCAAAAAGAAAGAGAUGCAAUUAUGGGAGAGUUUCGUGAUGGUACAACCCGUGUCUUGAUUACAACAGAUGUAUGGGCUCGUGGCCUUGAUGUUCAACAGGUUUCUUUGGUGAUCAAUUAUGACCUUCCCAACAAUCGAGAGCUCUACAUUCAUCGCAUUGGUCGUUCUGGUCGGUUUGGACGCAAGGGUGUUGCCAUAAACUUUGUUAAAAGCGAUGAUAUAAAGAUUUUGAGAGACAUCGAACAGUACUAUAGUACCCAGAUUGACGAAAUGCCGAUGAAUGUUGCUGAUCUAAUAUGAGACUUGCUUGGCAAUAUUGUGUGCUUGUGCGAGUGAAUUGGUUUUCUGGUGAUUUGGAUGAGUUUUCUGAAAGGCAAUCUUGUGCAGUUGCAACGGUUUAUUUUUUCAAUGUUAUGAUAGACGACGUACACUGCAGGAGUCAAACUGAGAAAAAAAAAAGAAAAGAAUCGUCAUUUUUCUUCUUAUUUUUCCUUUUGUACCCUUAUUGCUGACAAAUUAGAGUAGAUUAUCCUUGUUGAUAAGAUUUUGUGUUCCAUGGUAAUGUUGUAUUUAAUUUGAUUUUUGCAAAAAAAAAAAAACUUGAAAGCAUUAUAACAAGUUUGUGCUAUUAACUUUUU
This is a messenger RNA of Humulus lupulus (European hop), 1687 nucleotides long. RefSeq names its product eukaryotic initiation factor 4A-3. The coding region runs from base 111 to 1349 and encodes 412 amino acids. Gene Ontology annotation, molecular function: ATP binding; mRNA binding; RNA helicase activity. The record is from RefSeq and is a predicted model, not a curated record. The transcript is spliced from 8 exons. Gene Ontology annotation, cellular component: catalytic step 2 spliceosome; nucleolus. Lineage: Eukaryota; Viridiplantae; Streptophyta; Magnoliopsida; Rosales; Cannabaceae.